Messenger RNA from Aspergillus viridinutans, 1215 nucleotides. Its product is annotated as tryptophan synthase subunit beta. NCBI's taxonomy places the organism in Eukaryota, Fungi, Ascomycota, Eurotiomycetes, Eurotiales, Aspergillaceae. The record is from RefSeq and is a predicted model, not a curated record. Gene Ontology annotation, biological process: L-tryptophan biosynthetic process. Gene Ontology annotation, molecular function: tryptophan synthase activity. The coding region runs from base 1 to 1215 and encodes 404 amino acids. The transcript has a single exon. Gene Ontology annotation, cellular component: cytoplasm.
AUGGCGCCAUACAAUCAACGUUCUUAUUUCCAAAGCUACCCCGACGAUGAGGGAUAUUUCGGUCGGUUUGGCGGUAACCACUAUCCACCGGAGCUUCGGCCUGCGCUGGAAGAACUGGCCAGCAGCUAUCAGGAGCUUCAUCAAACGCCAGAAUUUCAGCGCGAACUCAACAAGGUGCGGGUCGGACUUCAAGGGCGGCCGACCCCGAUACAUUACCUCGAGACUCUUUCAGAUCAGGUCGGGGGCGCUCAGAUCUACGUUAAGCGAGAGGAUUUGAAUCACACCGGCGCGCACAAAAUCAACCACUGUGUUGGCUUCGCACUUCUCGCCAAGAAAAUGGGUAAGAAGAAGCUGAUUGCCGAGACCGGGGCCGGCCAGCACGGCGUCGCGCUGGCAACUGCAGCGGCCUAUUUUGGCCUUGAAUGCGAAGUCCACAUGGGGGAGGUGGAUAUUGCUAAACAGAGUUCGAAUGUCGGUCGCAUGCAGCUGCUCGGCGCGCGCGUGGUACCGGCAACUACAGGCCAGUCCGCCCUCAAGGAGGCUAGUGAUUCCGCAUUCAACGCGUAUGUAGAGCAGCAUGCACACGCGCUCUAUGCGAUCGGAUCGGCUAUCGGCCCACAUCCCUUCCCAAUGAUUGUUCGAGGCUUCCAACGUGUAGUUGGCCAAGAAGCCCGCGAGCAAUUCCUUUCCAUCACGAACGGAAGCUUGCCUGAGCAUGUGGUUGCCUGUGUCGCAGGUGGCUCCAAUGCGAUGGGUCUGUAUUCUGGCUUCAUUGAUUAUCCGGGGGUUGUUCUGCACGCAGUGGAGCCUCUUGGCAUAUCUGAUGGACCAGGCCAACACGCAGCGACGCUAUCCUAUGGAAGUCUGGGAACAUUGCAUGGUGCUCGAUCGGUUGUGCUGCAGAAAGAGGACGGUACGCCUGCUCGUGUCUCCUCGGUGGCAUCGGGACUCGCCUACCCCGGCGUUGGCCCGGAGAUUGCGAUGCUGCAUGAAACCGGCCGGCUUUCCAUCGCAGCAGUUACCAAUGUGGAAGCCGUCAGUACAUUUUUCCGCAUGGCCAAAUUAGAGGGAAUUAUCCCUGCAUUGGAAAGUGCGCAUGCUUUGGCGUUUGCAAUCCGCUUGGCGACGCAGCGCCCUUCAUCCGAACGAAUACUAGUCAAUCUGUCGGGGCGCGGCGACAAAGAUGUCGACUUUGUGCUUGAGAACUAUGGAUAG